This is a messenger RNA of Schizosaccharomyces cryophilus OY26, 694 nucleotides long. RefSeq names its product mating-type m-specific polypeptide mc. The transcript has a single exon. The coding region runs from base 121 to 501 and encodes 126 amino acids. The record is from RefSeq and is a predicted model, not a curated record. Lineage: Eukaryota; Fungi; Ascomycota; Schizosaccharomycetes; Schizosaccharomycetales; Schizosaccharomycetaceae.
UUUUAAGAUAAGAAUUCAUGUUUUUUUUAGGUAAUUUAGUGAGCUGCCCAGUUAGGUUUCUUUGUUCUAGCAUUAUUUUAUAGGUGCUGUCUGAACGCUACCUUCUUUUCAAUCAUAAGAAUGCAAAUGAAUUCUACUUUACCACAAAUGUCCAGCGGUAUCUCUGAUCCGGAAUGGAAAUUAAAGAAAUAUUUAACGAAAGAUGCUUUAAAAUCUAUUGAAGAUGGGAGAGGAGCUGCAUAUUUUGUUCCAGAGGGCUACACUCCAUUACUUGUUCCCAUGUCUCAGACCUGUCUUUUUGAUAGCUAUGGUUUAGCACAGACACCACAAUUGUCAUCUUAUAAAUUAGAAAACUGCAGAGUUCCAGGGUACAUAAUGAAAAACAUACGAAAGCAGAACAUGCCUCCAAGAGCGCCGCGACCACCAAAUGCUUUCAUUCUCUACCGUAAAGAAAAGCAAUCUUUACUAUCCGAAACCAAUCCUGGAAUGACCGAAUGCUGAAGUUUCUAAAUUGGUUGGUCAGCUUUGGAAGGAGGAAUCUAAGGAAGUCAAGAUGAAAUACUUUAAGAUGUCAGAAUGUUAUAAAACCGAACACGAAAAACUAUAUCCAAACUACAAAUAUCAGCCAAGAACUAGGAAAUCUAAGAAUUAUUUAAAGUAAUAGCUAUAAUAACAUUUAAUUUAUUGACGGUCA